GAAAAAAUGGAGCAGAAGUCUGUCAUAAAUGUACUCCAUGUGCCAAAUGCGGAAAAGAGGAGGCUUAUGGAAGAGGACCCGUUAAGUAUGAGAAUACUAAUGAUAAUCCCAGCGGUAGAUGGGUGUUGGCUUAUUGUAGUGCGGAGUGUUUUAAUGGAAACGAAGAACCUAGUUUGCCAAAAAAAGAACCUCGGGAAGUUGAUAAUUGCAAUUAUUGCGGAAGAUUAACAGAAGUUAAAUUUGGUAAUACUAAUACUGAAAAAACAUUUUGUAGCAGAGAUUGUUAUGUGGCUGCUGGCAACCAAAUACAAAAAGGUAAAUGCCGAAUUGCGGGUUGUUCUCAAGAGGCUUAUUACGAAUGUAUGGAUUUGUGUUUGCCCCAUUCCAAACCAUGUCGAGGAGGUAAAAUAAAGCCUAAUGGAAGGGUAUGCAACGCAGCAAUGGGAGCUGAUGAAGGAGACAUUUGUGAAUUCUGCAAAGAUCAAACUGAAACUUAUCGUCCUAAUCCAGCGACUCCGGCUUCUCAGCCGAUAACUAAUUCAGAAAGUAAAGACAACCAAAGUGAUAGUUCAGUAAAA
Ambispora leptoticha is the source of this 578-nucleotide messenger RNA. NCBI's taxonomy places the organism in Eukaryota, Fungi, Glomeromycota, Glomeromycetes, Archaeosporales, Ambisporaceae. The record is from the annotation of a GenBank genome assembly.